Molecule: messenger RNA, 3035 nt
Organism: Styela clava
Lineage: Eukaryota; Metazoa; Chordata; Ascidiacea; Stolidobranchia; Styelidae
Product: DNA repair and recombination protein RAD54-like
Biological process (GO): double-strand break repair via synthesis-dependent strand annealing; reciprocal meiotic recombination
Cellular component (GO): nucleus
Molecular function (GO): ATP binding; hydrolase activity, acting on acid anhydrides; DNA translocase activity
Source: RefSeq, a predicted model, not a curated record
UAGUUAAUAGUUAAUAGAAUGAGGCGAAGUUUUGCACCAAGUCGAAUAGUAAAGCAAGAAGUUGAAUAUUCAGAUGAAAAUAACAAGUCAACAUUGACUAAACGGAAAAGUGAAAAUGUACCAAACCAACAACCUUGUUUUAAAUGUACAAGAAGCCCAAUGGCAUCUUCAACACUUAAACUAUAUCGAUCGCCUUUUCGUGACCCUUUAGGAACCUUGUCAGUUAAUUCGAAUUGCAAUGAUGUCAGCACGUUUCCAGAUGCAAAUUCACAUGAAUCUUUUAUCAGAGGAAUUCUUUCUAAACCCUUCAAAAUUCCGAUACCCAACUACAAAGGACCAACAUUGGGAGGUAAACUUGGACUAAAAAGGCAGUUGCUUCGAAAACCAUUACAUGACCCAUUCGAUGAGAACGCUUUAGUAUUAUUCGAACCACCUGAACUUUCACCCCAUGAAGCCUUGAAAGCUGACAAGACCAAGCUCAAAGUGCAUGUAGUUGUUGAUCCUAUACUUUCAAAAGUGCUGAGACCUCAUCAACGUGAAGGAGUUAAAUUUCUUUAUGACUGUGUGACAGGGAAUCGACUGGAAAAUCUUCAUGGUUGCAUUAUGGCUGAUGAAAUGGGACUUGGAAAAACAUUGCAAUGUGUUACAUUGAUCUGGACAUUACUUAAGCAGAGUCCAGAUGUGACGCCUCAUAUUGAAAAAGCAAUUGUUGUAUCGCCUGCAAGUCUUGUGAAAAAUUGGUCAAACGAACUGAAGAAAUGGCUUGGGGAUAAAGUUUCAGGCAUUGCUAUCGAAUCUGGAAGCAAGAGUGAAAUAAGCAGAAAUUUAGAAAAUUUCAUGUCACAAAGUGGUCGUAGAGCAUUUGCUCCUGUUCUAUUUAUUUCCUAUGAAACCUUCAGAUUGCAUGUCAAUGUUCUUUGUAGAGGGCAGAUUGGUUUGCUAAUCUGUGAUGAAGGACACAGACUAAAGAAUUCGGAUAACCUAACGUACACUGCAUUGACCAGUAUCAAGUGUAAAAGAAGAGUUAUUCUAUCUGGAACUCCUAUUCAAAAUGAUUUGCUUGAAUACUUCAGUCUUGUACAUUUUGUUAACGAAGGUUUAUUGGGAACUGCUUCAGAGUUUAAGAAAAAAUUUGAGUUACCAAUACUUCGAGGCCGGGAUGCAGAUGCAAGUAAUAAACAUAAAGAACACGGCGAAGAAAAAUUGUUGGAACUUGUUGAUCUUGUUAAUAAAUGCAUCAUCAGGAGAACUUCAGAUAUUCUGUUCAAAUAUCUUCCAGUCAAAACAGAAAUAGUUCUCUGUUGUCCAUUAUCACCUCUUCAACUCAAACUUUAUAAUGCUUUGGUCAAAUCUUCAUCUAAACAAAUUGAUAACACCAGUAGUAAAAAGGGAAAUUCUAAUGGCCUGACAGCAAAAGGACUAACUGCCAUUAAUCAAUUAAAGAAGCUCUGCAAUCAUCCAUCCCUCAUUUAUGACAAAUGUUUGGAACGAGAGGAAGGAUACGAUGACAUGUUGAAACAUUUUCCACCAUCAUUUAAUAUUAGUACAGUACAGCCAGAAUUAUCAGGGAAACUUCUUCUUGUUGAUUAUCUUCUGGCGUUGACAAAAUCCAGAACGAGCGACAAGUUUGUUCUUGUGUCAAAUUAUACUCAAACGUUGGAUUUAUGUGAAAAACUUUUCAGACAAAGAAGAUAUCUCUAUGUGAGAUUAGAUGGAAGUAUGUCAAUUAAGAAGAGAUCUAAAGUUGUUGAUAAAUUCAAUGAUCCGUCAAGUCCAGAAUACAUUUUCAUGCUCAGCAGUAAAGCUGGAGGAUGUGGCCUGAACUUGAUCGGUGCCAAUCGAUUGAUCAUGUUUGACCCUGAUUGGAAUCCAGCCAAUGAUGACCAAGCAAUGGCUCGAGUAUGGAGAGAUGGACAGAAGAAACCGUGUUAUAUUUACAGACUUUUAGCCACAAGAACAAUUGAAGAAAAAAUAUUUCAACGUCAAACACACAAGAAAGCUCUUUCAUCAUGUGUUGUUGAUCAAGAAACAGAAGUAGAAAGACAUUUUUCUACUGGAGAGUUAAGAAAUUUAUUUCAACCUUUAUCAGAGGAUGGAAAGUCACUCACUGGAAGUGACACUCACGAUAGGUUGAGUUGUAAACGAUGUGUUAAUGGGAUACAAUCUCGACCACCUCCAUCAGAGUCGAACUGUAACUCCGAUCUUACUCUGUGGAAUCAUAGCAUUAACAGUAAAGAUAUUGAAGAUCAGAUUUUGAAACAAGCUUGGAAGCAAUCUGGGGUUACUUUUGCUUUCCACCAGAAGUCUCACGAGGAACAGAGAGGAACUAUCUGAUGAUUUGAUUCACUUAAAAAUCUUUCACUGCCAAGGAAAUUUAGUUUUGCAUUCCCCAAGCAUGAGCCAUAGAAGGUCCACACCUUCAUGUGUGUCAAUACUAAACGUUUUCUUGAGCAAGCAAUUCUUGUUUUUGCUGAUUGCAGCAAACUGACUCACCUACAUUUUUAGCAAUGUACCUUUUUCUGCAGUCUAGUCAUAGUAUAAUGCUACAUCUUGCUUGUUGCCAUACUCUUCUGACCUUCUGAAUAUAGCGCUAAAGUUUUCUACUUUAUAUCACUGUGAUAUUCUAUUCCAGGGGUGCACAGCUGAAAUGAGGAUCUUUGCCAAAGUUUUUAUAAUAUCUUGUCCUGUGCCACGUUCGAAUAAUUGUUGGUAUUGUAACGAACUUCCAUAAAACACAUAACAACAAACUUCGAUCUAAAAAAAAUUAAUUUAUUCAAACAAUUUAAUCCCCCGGGGAUGUUUUUGAAGGCGAUUCAAGGUUAUUCCGAUAUAAACUGGAGUUCUUAAGAUUUAUUAUAAUUAAAUGCAAGAAUUGAUGUUUUUCCAAACCAUCAGCGUGCUACGUUCGACUUUAUGGCGUGCCCCGUGUUGUGCACCCCUGGUUUAGUUCAUGUUACCUCUACCCUGCCGUUUUAUACACUUGUACUCGUUAAUAUUAUAAUAAAAAAAUUCUGCUUUCCUAUGGCGACAUAUGA